Molecule: messenger RNA, 1413 nt
Organism: Penicillium bovifimosum
Lineage: Eukaryota; Fungi; Ascomycota; Eurotiomycetes; Eurotiales; Aspergillaceae
Product: aldehyde dehydrogenase family protein
Exons: 4
Coding region: 1-1413 (470 amino acids)
Molecular function (GO): aldehyde dehydrogenase (NAD+) activity
Source: RefSeq, a predicted model, not a curated record
AUGUCAAACCAAAUUCGCACUAUCUGCCCUUCAACGCACGCGGUCAUCUUUGACCAGCCCGGAACUUCGCUCGAAGAAGCUGUCAAAGUCGCUGCGGCCUCAAAGCAAGCCUUUGAGUCCUACAGAACAACCUCCCUAGAGGAUAGAAAAAGCAUUGUGAAGCGAGCACUUGACAUCAUUGAGCAUCGCCGCGAUGAGCUAGCUAAGGAGCUCACGGCCCAAAUGGGUCGACCCAUCCGGUACUGCGCAUCCGAAAUCAACACCAUGCGUGUUCGCGCCGAGUACCUGAUGGACAUCGCCGAAGAGAGCUUGUCCGAUCUCCCUGGUAGACCCGAAUCCGGAUUCCGACGAAUGGUCAAGCGAGUUCCCGUGGGACCGGUGCUUAUUGCAGGUGCUUGGAACUAUCCUUACCUCACGACUGUCAAUGCUCUUGUCCCAGCGCUUCUUGCUGGUAACAGUGUUAUCCUGCGACCUUCGCCGCAAACACCACUGUUUGGAAAUAGAUUGCUCGAUAUAUUCACCGAGGCAGGACUUCCACCCCAGGUUCUCCAGGUUAUCCACAUUGGAAAUCUGGAUGUUCUGGACCAAGUGGCACAGAUUCCCGAGAUCCAGUCCGUGUCAUUUACAGGAUCGACCGCAGGAGGUAUUAGGCUCAGAGAGGCAACGGCCCGUCAUAUCAAGCCCGUUCACCUCGAGCUCGGCGGGAAUGAUCCCGCAUAUGUGCGUGCAGACGCGGACGUGAAACAUGUCGCAGAGCAGCUUGUGGACGGAGCUGUUUUCAACUCGGGACAAAGUUGCUGCUCCGUUGAGCGGGUUUACGUGCAUGAACGGAUUUAUGAGGACUUCGUUCGCGCUGUGCAGGAAGAGCUGAAAUCGUAUAAACUCGGUGAUCCGCUUGAUCAAAACACAACAACCGGUCCUGUCAUCUCAUCGCAGGCUGUGGAGAAGAUCAGCUCGCAUGUCAAGGAUGCACUUGCUAAAGGAGCUGUUGAUGCUACGCCCUCAAAUCCCACCUUCGAUGUGGCUAGCAACCCUCAGACACAGAAAGGCAACUUUGUCGCUCCUGUCGUUUUGAUCAAUGUGAACCACACCAUGGCUACCAUGAAAGAGGAGACAUUUGGUCCCGUGAUGCCAAUCAUGAAGGUUUCUGGUGACGAUGAAGCAGUUACGCUGAUGAACGACAGUGACUACGGUCUGACUGCAAGCGUUUGGACAAAGGACAUCACUCGCGGGGAAGAGUUGAUUGAUCGCAUUGAAGCCGGUACUGUGUUUAUCAAUCGCUGCGACUAUCCCAGCCCGGACCUUGCAUGGACGGGCUGGAAGACAUCGGGCUUGGGAUGCACUCUUGGCCCACGGGGCUACGAUGGAUUCGUCAAGCUGAAGAGUUACCACAUCAAGGAUGGCUCAUCGUGA